GAGGGAAGUGGCCCGAGCCGCAGAGGGGGCGUGACGGGGCACGGGCCAGGGCGGUUUGCGGGGGGCGGGGUGGCUUGACAGUUCUCCUGGUUGGCAGCCUGCCUCUGUGGGGUGUCUCACAGUUGAAGGUCUGAGUGCCAGGGUCCAGGCAGAGACACCUGGUUGGGAAGGCCCCGCCCCACCAUGUGGCCGCAGCCCCUGCUACUGCUGCUCCUGCUCGUGGCAUCUACCCCCGAGGACCAAGCUGCACCCAUCUCCGUCCCUGAGCAUGCCCACGGGCACAAUCACGCCCCCGGGGGGCCUGACACUUCCGAAGGUCCGGAGCUGGGGCCCCUGGGCCUGCUGGGCAUCCACAGCCUCCUCCGCAGCCUCAACCGCCUCCUCCUUCGCGAAGAUCUGCUUCGGGGUGUGGACAGCCUCAUGACACCUUCGGUGGACUUUAGGAGCCUCCCCCCCAAUUACCACAAUGAGGACCAGAAACAACAUCACUUGGGUAACAGCACUGUCUACAGUCACCACCAGAUAGACAAGGUGACUGAUAAUCGGACUGGAGAUGUGAUGAUUUCAGAGAAGAUGGUGGCUGCAAUUGAGCCUUCAGAAGGGAACGUGGAGGAUGAUUGGAAGGCACCUGAAGAUGAGGAGAAUGAACCACCCCAGCCUCUUCCCAACAGUGGACUGAGCAGCUCCCAUGCCGAAGCCCAGCCCAGAGUGUCUUUCUGGAUCGUCAGGCUGCCACAUCGGAUGGCCCGAGCUGAGAGCCGAGCUGGGAGCCGCUGGCUCAGCGAGAAGCGUCACCGGCUUCAGGCUAUCCGGGAUGGGCUUCGGGAGGGAGCCCACGAGGAAGCCCCCUUGCACCUCCACCCUGUGCCUCGAAGGGCUCACUUUCUCUACCUCCUGAGGCCCCCCCAGCAGCUUUAGGCUACAGGGGUUGGCAAAGAGGCAGACUGAAGGCAGUAGCAGAAAUGAGAGGCAAGGAUGCCUGCAUCAGCCCCUCAGUCUCCUUGAAAAUAAAUAAAAAUUCUAUCUUCAGUGAGAACGGCAUCAAGGUUGUCAUCUCUGGCCGUUCUCUGUCAUAGC
This is a messenger RNA of Trichosurus vulpecula (common brushtail), 1077 nucleotides long. It is a transcript of the gene DKKL1, whose product is annotated as dickkopf like acrosomal protein 1. The transcript has 5 exons. NCBI's taxonomy places the organism in Eukaryota, Metazoa, Chordata, Mammalia, Diprotodontia, Phalangeridae. The record is from RefSeq and is a predicted model, not a curated record. Bases 184 to 918 code for a protein of 244 amino acids.